GAGUGUCUGGGCAGCUCGUUUGACUCAGAAACCUGUGCAGAGAAGAGGAGCAUCUGCAGGAACAAUGAACCGGCUGGAUUGGAAGGAAAUUAUUUUAAAAGAUGAGCCUGAUCUAAAUGAAUGAAGGAAGCCUAAAAUGGGAUCUCAGAGGGACAUUUUUCGUUUCGUAUUUGAGGCUUGAAUGACCUCCAGCGGUGCAGGGAAUUAGGAUUUUCUAAUACUUUAUCUCCUGCAAAGUCAACACCCCGACAGCUUCUGCCGCGGCGUUGCUAUGGGGACAAUAUAUUGAUUCCACAAUCUCCUGGAGGUCAUGAGAUGACCAUCUGCUGCUGGAACCUGCUUUAAACUGCAAGCUGAUUAACCACUUAAAGAACCAAAGGCAGGACUGUUUCUGCUUCUGGACUGUGUGGCUGACCACUGAAGAAGGGAUGCUGAGAGUCACAGUGGGCUCAGCAGAGGAGAGGGAUGAGGAGGAUGAAGGGGAGGAAGAGUUGAGGGAUGGAGGGGUGCCCUUCUAUGUAAACAGAGGAGGCCUUCCAAUGGAUGAGGAGACUUGGGAGAGGAUGUGGCGUCAUGUGGCCAGAAUGCACCCAGGUGGUGAAGCUCUGGCCAAGGACAUAAGGGGUGUUAUGGACCUGCCCAAGAUUCCAGUACCAAGCGUGCCUACAUUCCAACCUACAACUACCAUCCCACUGCGCCUGGAAGCCAUACAAAAGUACAUCAGGGAAUUACAGUACAAUCACACAGGGACACAGUUUUUUGAAAUAAAGAAAAGCCGUCCUCUCACUGCGUUGAUGGACAUCGCUAAGGAGAUGACAAGAGAGGCUCUGCCAAUCAAAUGCUUAGAGGCGGUGAUCCUGGCCAUUCAUCUCACUAACAACAUGCCCGGUGUGGAACGCUUCCCACUUAGCUUUAAAUCUCAGUUCUCAGGGAACCACUUCUACCACAUUGUGCUGGGUAUCCACAGCGGCGGGCGCUUCGGCGCGCUGGGCAUAAGCCGAAGGGAGGACCUCAUGUUCAAGCCUCUGGAGUUUCGAACACUCUUGGACUUGGUUCAGGAAUUUGAAGGCGCCUACAGGGGUUACUGGCACACCCUGCGUAAGAUUAAGAUUGGACAAUACGUGUCCCAUGACCCUCAUAGUGUGGAGCAGAUUGAGUGGAAACACUCCAUACUGGACGUGGACAAGCUGAGCAAGGAGGAGUUACGGAAGGAGCUGGAGAGACACACCCGUGACAUGAGGCUGAAGAUUGGGAAGCCGGCACCUCCCUCUCCUACUAAAGACAGGAGAAACAGCAUGGGCUCUCCUCUCAAAGGACCAGGCAGCCCCCUUCGAAGGAUCAGUCGAGUUGAGAGACGCCCCUCUGGAGAAAAGAAGGUUCUGGAGCAAAAACCAACUGAUAUUAAUGGAUACCAGAUUAGAGUCUGAAGAAAGGCGCUGCUGCAUGAUGGAUCGACCGCGUCACUUCCUCUAAGUAGACAUUGGCCUGUUUUAUUUUUUAUCCUGGAAUAGGUCACCAGCAAAUGUUCUUCCGAAAACAAACGCCUCAUUCAGCUCUACUUAUUUUGUUACAGCCUUUUUUUUCCUGUAACAGUUGCAGUAUUUGGUGCUGGCAAAACUCCCAGUUUAUGAAAAGUGGGAGUAAAUGUGCGUUUUUAUUUCCAAUAAAAUAAGCAAGUACAGUUUUGCUACCUAAACCCAAUAUAAUGUUUGCAUACAUAUAGUUCAAUGCAAUUUGCAUAUCACACCUCUAUGCUGUUAGGCUUUUCUACAAUCUGCAUCACUGUACUGUAACUUUAAGACAGGUUGUGUAAUAUAAUCCACCUAGACUCUACUAGACAACAGUAACAUGUGUAGUAACUUCUUUAUACUGCUGCCCUUGUGCCUUGAUUAACAUUUCAAUGGAGAAAAUAUGUUGAAGGAUCCUAAAAUCUGUUUUGUUUAUGGAAAACAAUGUUAAAUAAUGUUUUUUUUUUUUUAGCAUUGUCAGGUAAAUGUGAACAAACUACUCAAACAUCAAUAAAUCUUUGUCAAUACAUUUCUUACGCCUAAAAAAUAAAAAUAGUGAGAUGAUGUCUUAAACAUCAGUGCUCCUGUAGGUCAGUAUCUCAUGUAGACUGCUGCAGACCUGGUUACAAGACUGAACAGCGAUCCUAACUCAGAAGCUCAGAUUAAAUCUGUGAUCAGGUCCAGCUUUUUCACAGCAUAUGUCACAGCAUAUUGUUGAGAUUUUAAUCCAGGCUUCCAUUGCAAUGCCUUUAAAUUACUGCAGUUUCAUUUAUUUUUAGACACACAGUAACCAAGCUUGACUGCACAGCUGGUUCAAAAUGCCUUUUCACUUG
Cyprinodon variegatus (sheepshead minnow) is the source of this 2341-nucleotide messenger RNA. It is a transcript of the gene vash1, whose product is annotated as vasohibin 1. Gene Ontology annotation, biological process: regulation of angiogenesis. NCBI's taxonomy places the organism in Eukaryota, Metazoa, Chordata, Actinopteri, Cyprinodontiformes, Cyprinodontidae. The transcript is spliced from 8 exons. Gene Ontology annotation, cellular component: cytoplasm. The record is from RefSeq and is a predicted model, not a curated record. Bases 429 to 1427 code for a protein of 332 amino acids.